AGCAGUGGGUUCGAAGUUAAAAAGAUCGGUCAAGUCCUGUCAAAGGAUUAUCAGUGUCGCUGGCAGAUGAUGACCAAAUGCUUUCAGGUCACACUUGAGUCCUUUGGAUGGGGAGACAACCAAAAGGAGCGCAUAGACGCGCUUGCCUCUGUGCCUCCUCUUGAGUUCCUCGCCCACUCCUCCCGAGGGUCUCUGUCUCGUCUGCUUGCUGCCAGAGAGGAUCAGUCCUUCAUUGAGCCCAUCAAGGCUGGAAAAAGCACUGCCUUGUACAAGUACAACUGUAAACACCUGACCACCAAGUCCGAGAGUAUGAUUGAAGGUGUGCUCGGCUCUGAUUGCAGAUGGUUUCUAAUAUUUUUUUGGUUUUACUAGAUACGGAUGGGCAGUGUACCCGAGAGAGGAGGACGACCGGGGGAAAUUGAUGUGCCUAUGCCAGUGUGGGGAGAGCGAAGCGCGAAAGGGAACCGAGGGGGUCGAGGAGGUGGACACCAUCAUCGGCGUAAAUUUCCAGAUAAGAAAGGGAAAAACCUGUAACAUGUCUUUCUCUUUAGUUCAAAUUAAGGAAUAAGUGAUCAUUUUACUUUAUUUAAAUACUUCAAACAAAAUGUGGCCAUGGAUCGCCACAUGGGAUUUCAUUUUAUAGUUAUAAAUGUGUGUACACUUUUUUGUUAUAACACAUAAACACACCUGACAUGUACAUUUUUAAAACAGCUUGUCAUUGCUCUAAUGUACUGGUAUGUAGAAAUAUAUUUUUGCUCUGUUUAUCAAAGAAUAAAAUAAAACUAACAUGUUCUUCUUUUACACGUUGGCUUUGCACAUUUGCAAAAGAAGCUCAAACCAUUUCCAUGAA
This is a messenger RNA of Platichthys flesus (European flounder), 850 nucleotides long. Its product is annotated as protein FAM98A-like. NCBI's taxonomy places the organism in Eukaryota, Metazoa, Chordata, Actinopteri, Pleuronectiformes, Pleuronectidae. The record is from RefSeq and is a predicted model, not a curated record. The transcript has 3 exons. The coding region runs from base 67 to 372 and encodes 101 amino acids.